UUACGCAAGACAAUGCGCCGAUUCAUACUGCGGGAAAAAUUACGGAAAAUAAAAUCACGAUUAUUAACUGGCCGGCUAAUUCUCCAGACCUGAACCCAAUAGAGAACAUUUGGAAGAUAUCAAAGGACAAUAUUAAAAAAAAUGAGAUCGUUCCGAAGACUGUGGAUGAACUUAAGGUCGCAUUAAAGGUGGAGUGGGAAAAAAUUGAUGUGGCCAUUUUAGAACAGGUUACUGCAUCAAUGUCACGAAGGAUUAAUACGAUAUUGGAGUCAAAUGGAGGGCCGAUUAAAUAUUAA
This is a messenger RNA of Ambispora gerdemannii, 296 nucleotides long. NCBI's taxonomy places the organism in Eukaryota, Fungi, Glomeromycota, Glomeromycetes, Archaeosporales, Ambisporaceae. The record is from the annotation of a GenBank genome assembly.